This is a messenger RNA of Ostreobium quekettii, 330 nucleotides long. NCBI's taxonomy places the organism in Eukaryota, Viridiplantae, Chlorophyta, Ulvophyceae, Bryopsidales, Ostreobiaceae. The record is from the annotation of a GenBank genome assembly.
GUGCAUCACGCCUCCACCGGGACGUGUGUGUGCAAAGACGAAUAUCUCAAGCUGGUGUGGAUAAACGGCAAGCCGCAGUGCAAGCCACCUUGUGCGCACGAAGCCGGCCUGGUACACGGCCCGGAUGGCAAGUGCAAAUGCAAGGACCCCGAGGCGGUAGAGAAGAAGGACUCUUACGGCUUGGUCAUCGCUUGCCAUCCCAAGUGCGACCAUGGAUUGGAGUAUGACGAGGAAGCCGGCAAGUGCGUGUGCGUCGAGGAGGACUACAAGCUAGUGUGGAUAAAGGGCAAGCCCGUGUGCAAACCGCCUUGCGACGCGGAGGCCGGAUUG